AUGUCAGGCUCGACGGUACAAGGCGAAUCCUCGUCCUCGAGCGGCUCCACUGCGCCAUCGUCCCCGGUCGCAUCCUCGGUAUCAUCGAUCAACACCGAUGUGACUCACCUCGACCAAGCAUCUGCCACUUCCGCCGACGUACCUCCCUCACCAUCCAAGGAGGACGUGGCGCUUCCCGUCGAAGAGAGGCAAGCAAAGGCGAAAUCGUUCAAGGAUGAGGGCAACAAGCUCUUCAUCGCCGGCCAGUACGACGCAGCCAAACACCAGUACGGCCUCGCCAUCGCCCUCGACCCUUCCGUCCCCGCCUUUUACAGCAACCGCGCAGCGUGCGAGCUCAAGCUCGAGCAGCACGGCUUGGCGAUAGAAGACGCUACCAAAGCCAUCGAGCUCGACUCCAAGUUCUCCAAAGCCUAUUUCCGCAGAGCCAGCGCUCAUCUCAGUAUCCUCGACCCCAAAAAGGCCCUCCCCGAUCUUCGCAUCGUCUCUCAGCUCGAACCCAAAAACGCAUCGGUCAAGGCCCAGCUCGAAGCCACCGUCAAACUCAUCCGUCGACUUGAGUUCGAGAAGGCUAUCAAAGUCUCGGAAGGUGUCAAGGCUGCAGAGACCGUCGAGUCCAACUUGAAGGAAGGCUCGGGAGGCACAGUCGUACCCGACUCGUACGCCGGACCACGCAUCGCCCAAGGCGACGAUGCCGAUACUGCGCAUCUCGGCAAGAUCGAUCAGAAGUUCAUCGACGAUAUGGUACAGCACUUCAAGGACGGAGGCAAGCUGCACAAUCGAUACUCGUGGCAGAUCAUCCUCGGCGCGUUCCGGGCCAUGCAACAAGAGCCGACGCUGGUCGACUACAAGGUACCCGAGGGUACCACCAUCGAUGUCAUCGGCGACACUCACGGUCAGUUCUUCGACUUUGUCCACCUACUCAACAAGACCGGCGCACCAAGCGAAAACCAUGCACUCCUCUUCAACGGCGACUUUGUCGACCGAGGGUCUUGGUCAGUCGAGAUCGCGCUCACCGUGUUCGCCUACAAGUGGCUGUACCCCAAGACCACGCUGAUCAACCGUGGCAACCACGAGACGUCCGAGAUGAACAAGGUGUACGGCUUCGAGGGCGAGGUCAAGGCCAAGUUUGGCGGCGAUCUCACCUUCAAGUUGUUCACCCAGGUGUUUGUCGCGCUUCCACUCGCCACGCUCAUCACAGCCAGCAGGCCGCCUCUCAAGGGCAGCGAGUUGCCCGAUUCCUUCUCGAUCGCACAGCGAGAGCCCAUAGUCGCACAAGAGACCGGCUUGAAGCGCUUUUUUGUCGUUCACGGCGGCCUGUUCUCCAAGGACGGCGUCACGCUCGACGACAUUCGCGCCAUCGACCGAUUCAAGAUCGGUCAGCCAGGUCAAGCCGGUCUCAUGAUGGAAUUGCUGUGGAGCGAUCCUCAGACCGCACCGGGACGCGGUCCUUCGAAGCGAGGUGUGGGUCUCGGAUUCGGACCGGACAUCACCAAGGCGUGGUGCCAGCUCAACGGCGUCACCGCUGUGUUGCGAAGUCACGAGGUGCGCAUGGGAGGCUACGAGGAGGAGCACGAGGGUCGAUGCUGCACCAUCUUCUCGGCGCCCAACUACUGCGACUCGACGGGCAACCUGGGCGCAUUUGCACGUAUCGACGAUCAGGGUAGCAUCGGCUGGACCGUGUUCGAAGCGCAACCGCAUCCCAACAUCAAGCCCAUGGCGUACGUUGGCAACGCCAUGAACGGUAUGCUCGGCGGAUGA
This is a messenger RNA of Pseudozyma hubeiensis SY62, 1758 nucleotides long. Its product is annotated as serine/threonine-protein phosphatase PP2A catalytic subunit. NCBI's taxonomy places the organism in Eukaryota, Fungi, Basidiomycota, Ustilaginomycetes, Ustilaginales, Ustilaginaceae. The transcript has a single exon. The coding region runs from base 1 to 1758 and encodes 585 amino acids. Gene Ontology annotation, cellular component: nucleus; cytosol. The record is from RefSeq and is a predicted model, not a curated record. Gene Ontology annotation, molecular function: protein serine/threonine phosphatase activity; protein binding.